AUGCAGCAUCCAGCAACGUCAACCCCAGGAGAAGGGGAAACAGAAACCUUCUCCCCCAUCCUACCUUCCGCACGAAUCCAAUCCUCCACCCCGCUCACAAUCCCUCAACUCCAACAACUCGCAAACUCAGGUGACACUGGAGCACAAGUAGAUCUACGAACAAUCGAAUCUCAACAAGCUUUCUCCUCCUCUUCCCAUCCUACAGCUCCGAAACAGAAAUUGGUUCCACCGAAAGGAUGGUUGCACUUUGUAGCAGGUGGAGCAGGAGGGAUGUGUGGAGCUAUCAUCACUUCGCCCCUCGAUGUGGUCAAGACGAGGUUACAAUCCGAUUUGUACAGGACCAAGGCUUCCACCUCUAUGCCUCUACAGAGCGGGCAAGGAGUGUUUGCGAGAGUGACAAGGUUAGCCUAUCACUUUGUCGAAACGGGGUAUUUGCUGAAAGAGAUUAGUACAACAGAAGGGCCUCGAGCCUUGUUCAGGGGACUGGGGCCGACGUUGGUGGGAGUAAUUCCAGCGAGAAGUAUCAAUUUCUACACUUAUGGAAAUGGCAAGACCUUGAUAGCAGAAAGGUUCAAUGGAGGGCAAGAGACAAGUUUGGUUCAUCUUGGUGCGGCUGCGCUGGCUGGAGUUGUGACUGCGACGGCUACCAACCCCAUUUGGGUAGUCAAGACUCGACUACAACUUGGAUCUCGACAGAAAGAAUGCAACCCUACUCCUGCUCGAUCAACACAAGCAGCAGUAGGGGAAAGACGAGCAGGAGUAGCACAACACCACACAACUGCAGCAAUUCGAUCACACAAGACUCUCGGAGCGUUUGGCGAACCAGCGUUCUUCCACGCAUCAAAAACUUCUUCUGCUUCUUCGCUCAGCUCUUUCCAAAUGUCCCUUCACAUAAUCCGCACAGAAGGUCUCAAAGGUCUAUACAAAGGCAUGUCAGCUUCCUACCUCGGUGUGGCAGAGGGCACGAUCCAAUGGGUUCUUUACGAAAGGCUUAAACGUAUCCAUUCCCCCUCAUCCCCCCAUUCCUCCUCCUCUGCCGUGGUGGAAACUCCAAAAUCCAAGUUAUCAAGUUUGGUCGGUGCAGCAGGAACAGCCAAGUUGGUAGCCAGCCUAAUCACCUAUCCGCACGAAGUAGUAAGGACUAGAUUAAGACAACAAGUUGCACCUGGUCAAAAGCCUAAAUAUACAGGCUUGUUGCAAACCGUGAAGUUGGUUUAUAGGGAGGAAGGAUUGGCGGCAUUGUAUGGUGGAUUGAGCGCACAUUUGUUAAGGGUUGUGCCAAAUGCUGUGGUUAUGUUUAGUAUUUAUGAGAUGACCUUGCGCUUGGCGACCAAGGUUGAGCAUGAGGAAUAG
Ustilago hordei is the source of this 1353-nucleotide messenger RNA. RefSeq lists its product as uncharacterized. Gene Ontology annotation, molecular function: pyrimidine nucleotide transmembrane transporter activity. The transcript has a single exon. Gene Ontology annotation, cellular component: mitochondrion. The coding region runs from base 1 to 1353 and encodes 450 amino acids. The record is from RefSeq and is a predicted model, not a curated record. Gene Ontology annotation, biological process: pyrimidine nucleotide import into mitochondrion. Lineage: Eukaryota; Fungi; Basidiomycota; Ustilaginomycetes; Ustilaginales; Ustilaginaceae.